This is a messenger RNA of Stegastes partitus (bicolor damselfish), 932 nucleotides long. RefSeq names its product RNA-binding protein Musashi homolog 1-like. The record is from RefSeq and is a predicted model, not a curated record. Gene Ontology annotation, cellular component: cytoplasm. The transcript has 12 exons. The annotation marks the transcript as partial. Lineage: Eukaryota; Metazoa; Chordata; Actinopteri; Pomacentridae. Gene Ontology annotation, biological process: central nervous system development; regulation of translation. Gene Ontology annotation, molecular function: mRNA binding.
CUCACUCUCCGCCUGUUUUCCCGCACGGCUCGGCCCGGACGCACGCAGCUCUCAGCCACACACACCGCCAGCACACGGAAUGGACACGGAAGGGAGCCAGAGCAGCCUGUCCGCCACGGACUCCCCGCACGACCCCUGCAAAAUGUUCAUAGGUGGACUCAGCUGGCAAACAACACAAGAGGGUCUGAAGGAGUACUUCUGCAAGUACGGCGAGGUGAAGGAGUGUAUGGUGAUGCGAGAUCCGGUUACUAAGCGCUCGAGAGGGUUUGGAUUCGUCACCUUUGUUGAUCAGGCCGGCGUGGAUAAAGUUUUGGCCCAAACCAGGCACGAGUUGGACUCAAAAACAAUUGAUCCAAAGGUCGCGUUCCCUCGCAGAGCUCAGCCCAAGCUGGUGACUCGAACCAAGAAGAUCUUUGUGGGAGGCCUGUCAGUGAACACAACCAUCGAGGACGUCAAGCAGUACUUUGACCAGUUUGGGAAGGUCGACGACGCCAUGCUCAUGUUCGACAAGACCACCAACAGACACAGAGGGUUUGGCUUCGUUACAUUUGAGAACGAGGACGUGGUGGAGAAAGUCUGCGAGAUCCACUUCCACGAGAUCAACAACAAAAUGGUGGAGUGUAAGAAAGCUCAGCCCAAGGAGGUGAUGUCCCCCACCGGCUCGGCCAGGGGGCGCUCUCGGGUGAUGCCCUAUGGGAUGGACGCCUUCAUGCUGGGCAUUGGUAUGCUGGGUUAUCCAGGCUUCCAGACUGCCACCUACACCAGUCGCAGCUACGCCGGCAUCACUCCGGGAUACACCUACCAGUUCCCUGAGUUCCACUUAGAGAGGACUCCCCUUCUGACUUCACCCCACCCCCCUGAGCUCACAGCCAUUCCUCUCACAGCGUACGGACCAAUGGCAGCAGCAGCGGCAGCGGCAGCAGUAGUCAGAG